Akanthomyces muscarius is the source of this 753-nucleotide messenger RNA. RefSeq lists its product as uncharacterized. The coding region runs from base 1 to 753 and encodes 250 amino acids. Lineage: Eukaryota; Fungi; Ascomycota; Sordariomycetes; Hypocreales; Cordycipitaceae. The transcript is spliced from 2 exons. The record is from RefSeq and is a predicted model, not a curated record.
AUGGCAUCUUGCAGGACAUGCAAUGAGCCUCUUGUGCUCCAUGUGGCUGACAGUGACGACGAAGGAGAAGAUGUCGGUACCGUCGAUGUUCCAGAUGAUAUCGAGCUCUCCUGCCGUUGCCAUUAUCACUGGCAAUGCUUGAUGGACAACGCUUCUUCAAUCAUCUCGAAUCCUCGUUGUCCUUUUUGUGGCCAGGACAUAUCCAGCGCAGCCGCGUCUGCAGCUAGCUCUCAUUCGUCCGAAACUCCUGCUAUCCUCGUUCGAUAUACGAAUGAGGGUGGUACGCAGGAUGGACUAGACAUUUUAUCAUCUAUGACUGAGGAAGCAUAUCUCGAAUCGCAUCCCGAGGCUGCUCCUGCGCGAGCUUUUCAUGUGAUGUGCGCAGAAGGCGAUAUUGAUGGUCUUGUUGAGCUGGUGUACCACUCUGGCGAUCAGGUCCCUGAUGUUGGUGGGAUGAUUCGGUACCAAGAUCCCCUCUCUGGAAUGAAAAGUGGUCUCCAUUUGGCAGUCGAGAACCGACAGGAGCGUGUUGCUUGGCUGCUGUUGUGGCUUUCUUCCUCGCUGCCGUCUGACGUUUUCCCUCUCGAGGCAAGGCAAAGUGUCGAGUCUAUGGGUCUGGGGCGAUUUGAUGUCGAUACUACGACGGAUGUUAGGAGCUUGUUGGACAGCGAGGGGCGCACCCCCUCUGCACUGGCAGCGCAGCUGGGGAGCCCGCAACUGCGGCUUGUUGAUUCUGGACUAUUAGCAUUGUAA